Messenger RNA from Triticum dicoccoides, 1382 nucleotides. RefSeq names its product 3-methyl-2-oxobutanoate hydroxymethyltransferase 1, mitochondrial. The transcript has 5 exons. Gene Ontology annotation, molecular function: 3-methyl-2-oxobutanoate hydroxymethyltransferase activity; magnesium ion binding. Gene Ontology annotation, cellular component: mitochondrion. The record is from RefSeq and is a predicted model, not a curated record. Gene Ontology annotation, biological process: pantothenate biosynthetic process. The coding region runs from base 98 to 1147 and encodes 349 amino acids. NCBI's taxonomy places the organism in Eukaryota, Viridiplantae, Streptophyta, Magnoliopsida, Poales, Poaceae.
CUCAUUCUCAGUAUCCAAAGACUCGCGUCGCUCUCGUGUCGCACCAACCAACCACACUCGAACGGGGAUUCCCACUCGAACGCCGCCGCUUCGCACGAUGGCGACGGGGCACGCCUUCCGGCGCCUGGCGCGGCGGAUGCUGAGCAACGUGCCGGAGUCGACCGUCUAUGGGGGCCCGCGGCCGCAGGAGGCGGCGGCGGCGCGGCGCGUGACGGUGACGACCCUCCGCGGGAAGCACCGCCGGGGGGAGCCCAUCACCGUUGUCACCGCCUACGACUACCCCUCCGCCGUCCACGUCGACUCCGCGGGGAUCGACGUCUGCCUCGUCGGCGACUCCGCCGCCAUGGUCGUUCACGGCCACGACACCACUCUCCCCAUCUCCCUCGACGUCAUGCUCGAGCACUGCCGCGCCGUGGCGCGAGGCGCCUCGCGGCCGCUCCUCGUCGGCGACCUCUCCUUCGGUUGCUACGAGUCCUCUUCCACGCAGGCUGUUGACUCUGCGGUGAGGGUGUUAAAAGAAGGUGGAAUGGAUGCAAUCAAAUUGGAAGGAGGAGCUCCAUCUAGGAUCAGUGCAGCUAAGGCUAUUGUGGAGGCUGGAAUUGCUGUCAUGGGUCACGUUGGGCUUACGCCGCAGGCUAUUAGUGUACUUGGUGGGUUUCGACCACAGGGGAAGACAGUUGAUAGUGCUAUAAAGGUUGUAGAGACAGCACUCGCGUUGCAAGAGGCUGGUUGCUUCUCGGUUGUGUUGGAGUGUGUGCCAGCUCCGGUGGCAGCAGCUGCAACAUCAGCAUUGAAAAUCCCAACCAUUGGCAUCGGUGCUGGGCCAUUCUGCAGUGGGCAGGUCUUGGUGUACCAUGACUUGUUAGGGAUGAUGCAGCAUCCACACCAUGCCAAGGUGACACCAAAGUUCUGCAAGCAAUUCGGCAACGUCGGCAGUGUCAUUAACAAGGCGCUAUCAGAUUACAAGCAAGAAGUGGAGACACGGUCUUUCCCUGGCCCCAGUCACACCCCGUAUAAAAUCACCGCAACAGAUGUUGAUGGCUUUGCCAAUGCGCUACAGAAGAUGGGUUUGGGUGAGGCUGCGGACGCUGCGGCUGCCGCUGCUGAGAACUCAGAAAAUGAUGGAAAACCGAGCGAAAACAGUUGAUUUCAGUUAAAUCUUAAUCUGGAGUACAAGACUGCAGGGCAGGGGUAAACUGAAAGCUGAAAGGCAAGUGUUGGCUAAAUGCGUCUGAUGCCAGGCGAUUGCAUGUAUCGUCUGCCUUUGAAUAAAUAUAAACAGCUGCUGUUGUACGUUGAAAAAACGCAAUGUUUUUCAAUCUAGCAGCUGCUAUUAACUGUGACUUGAGACUUAGUUUAAGGGUGAUGUUGUGAGCACCUUA